Trichoderma virens Gv29-8 is the source of this 204-nucleotide messenger RNA. RefSeq lists its product as uncharacterized. NCBI's taxonomy places the organism in Eukaryota, Fungi, Ascomycota, Sordariomycetes, Hypocreales, Hypocreaceae. The coding region runs from base 1 to 204 and encodes 67 amino acids. The record is from RefSeq and is a predicted model, not a curated record. The transcript has 2 exons.
AUGAGAGCCUCUCAAGCAUGGAGAAAUAAUCCGCCGCAAUGCAUAUCUGGGGAGUACAUUGUUCCCGAGCGACUAGAAGCCGCUCUGAAAAGAAAUUAUCAAAACCAGUAUGCCGUUGAGAUGCGUUCUAAUGAGUAUCGUAUCCGAGCACCCGGCACGCUCAGUGAGACGGAAAUUCGCACAUGCUACUCCUUGGGCUACUAG